AUGACAACCGAGACUUUUGGCCGAUGCACGAGAUCAAAGGCCUCGCCAGAAAGCAUUUGUAGUUUUGGUGAAGCCAAUGAAGAGGACACAAUUUUCGUCCUUUCUGGAGGAGAAGGUCUUUCAAGAGGCAGGCCAAAUGCAUUCGAAUUGCGUGCUGAGGCUUUGUGCACAUUUCGCCGUGGACAACCCAACUACACCGUCUUCCAACCCCUAAAGCGGCCUAAGGCGACUAGAGUUCAUAUAAACGAUGUUUGUAAUGAAUACUUGGAAUCUUUUGGUACUUCAUGCCUUAUGUUGGAUCUGCCGCCGAGCCUGGCUUGA
Messenger RNA from Protopolystoma xenopodis, 321 nucleotides. NCBI's taxonomy places the organism in Eukaryota, Metazoa, Platyhelminthes, Monogenea, Polystomatidea, Polystomatidae. The record is from the annotation of a GenBank genome assembly.